AAUGUCGCCUUUUUGUUUUUGAGCCACAAACUGCUAUACCAGUAAUGGUUCACACUAUAAAAGAUAUAAUCAAGGCAAUAGCUUAUUUCCCCAGAAAAUUUGAUGAAGUUAGCUCACCGUCAAAUGCAUUGCAAUCAUAUAUAAUAUACCUCAAUCAAAAUUAUGAUCUGUUAAUAAUUGGUGAGAAUUUUGUAGAAAAGGAAUCCGAUACUCCAAUUAUUUCUGAACCUAAAACUUGUUUUACGGAUAUUUUUGGAGCUUGCAUCGAAUCUGUCUCCAGUACUCGUAUAUCUACGGCACAAAAAUUACCAAAUGGUAAUUCUAACGGCACACAUUCUCCGUUGCCAUCAAAGAUUCUUUCACAUUCACCAAAACAUAUAAAUUAUCCCGAGGAAUCUAGAAAAAGAAAAAUAAAAUCAUUACCUCAUAAUGGGACUAUAUUGCUUAAAGUUGAAAUUAAAAAGUGA
This is a messenger RNA of Dentiscutata heterogama, 467 nucleotides long. Lineage: Eukaryota; Fungi; Glomeromycota; Glomeromycetes; Diversisporales; Gigasporaceae. The record is from the annotation of a GenBank genome assembly.